Molecule: messenger RNA, 5086 nt
Organism: Rhinolophus ferrumequinum (greater horseshoe bat)
Lineage: Eukaryota; Metazoa; Chordata; Mammalia; Chiroptera; Rhinolophidae
Gene: ZBTB46
Product: zinc finger and BTB domain containing 46
Exons: 5
Coding region: 225-1970 (581 amino acids)
Biological process (GO): regulation of transcription by RNA polymerase II
Molecular function (GO): protein binding; RNA polymerase II cis-regulatory region sequence-specific DNA binding; DNA-binding transcription factor activity, RNA polymerase II-specific
Source: RefSeq, a predicted model, not a curated record
GGGGUUGGAGCGGGCGCGGGGGCGCGCGCCGGCCUGACGGACGGACGGACGGACAGACGGACGGAGCAGCCGAGGCGAGCGCGCAUCUCGGACACGCCUGGACGCAGCGCUCGCCCGGCGGUGGCGGCAACCACCGGCUCCGGUCCGGCGGCCGCGGCGCCCGCCCUCGCCUGCGCCCCAUGGGGUCACAGAGUCUGUAGGAGAGGCAGCGGCGAGGCUUCCCCAUGAACGACCGGAAGGAAGACAUGGAAAUCGCGUCCCACUACCGGCGCCUGCUGCGCGAGCUGGACGAGCAGAGGCAGCACGGCGUCCUGUGCGACGCGUGCGUGGUGGUCGAGGGCAAGGUCUUCAAGGCACACAGAAACGUGCUGCUGGGCAGCAGCCGCUACUUCAAGACGCUGUACUGCCAGGUGCAGAAGGCGUCCGACCAGGCCACGGUCACACACCUGGACAUCGUCACGGCCCAGGGCUUCAAGGCCAUCAUCGACUUCAUGUAUUCCGCCCACCUGGCCCUCACAAGCAGGAACGUCAUCGAGGUGAUGUCGGCGGCCAGCUUCCUGCAGAUGACGGACAUCGUGCAGGCGUGCCACGACUUCAUCAAGGCCGCGCUGGACAUCAGCAUCAAGCCGGACGCCCCGGACGAGCUGUCGGAGUUCGAGGUGGGCGCCCAACCUGGCAGCGGCACGGAUGCGCUCAUCUCCGCCGUCAUGGCCGGGAGGAGCAUCUCCCCAUGGCUGGCCCGGCACACGAGUCCCACCAACUCCUCAGGGGACUCGGCCAUCGCCAGCUGCCACGAAGGAGGAAGCGGGAAAGAGGACCAGGAGCCCAAGGCCGAUGGUGCCGACGACAUUUCCUCACAGUCGCUGUGGCCGGGCGACGUGGGCUACGGGUGUCUGCGCAUCAAGGAGGAGCAGGUGUCACCCCCGCACUACGGGGGCAGCGAGCUGCCUUCUGCCAGGGAUUCUGCGACCCAGAGCUCCUUCUCUGAACAGGCUGGAGGGGAUGGCUGGCAGCCCACGGGCCGGAGGAAGAAUCGGAAAAACAAAGAGACCGUCCGGCACAUCACGCAGCAGGUGGAGGACGACAGCCGGGCCGGUUCCCCGGUGCCAUCCUUCCUUCCAACAUCCGGGUGGCCAUUCAGCAGCCGCGACUCAAACGUGGACCUGACCAUCACUGAGGCUGGUGGCUCUGACAACCGAGGGGAGAGGGCUGACCUGUACGCCCACGUGGACGAGGGUCUCCUGGGCCCGCCCCUCACCCCUGAGAAGGACGACGUGCUGCAGCAGGCCACUGCGGUGGCCAGCCUGCGGGCGGCGCUCAUGAGUAAGAACAGCCUGCUGUCGCUCAAGGCAGAUGUGCUGGGGGAUGACAGCUCCCUGCUGCUGGAGUACCUGCCCAAAGGCGCACACGCCCUGUCCCUGAACGAGUUCACGGUGAUCAGGAAGAAGUUCAAGUGCCCGUACUGCAGCUUCUCGGCCAUGCACCAGUGCAUCCUGAAGCGGCACAUGCGCUCCCACACGGGUGAGCGGCCCUACCCCUGCGACAUCUGUGGGAAGAAGUUCACACGACGCGAGCACAUGAAGCGGCACACGCUGGUCCACAGCAAGGACAAGAAGUACGUGUGCAAACUGUGCAGCCGCGUGUUCAUGUCAGCCGCCAGCGUGGGCAUCAAGCACGGCUCCCGGCGCCAUGGCGUGUGUGCCGACUGUGCCGGCCAUGGCAUGGCCGGGCCGCUGGACACCGCUGGGGCCGACGGCUCCCCCGAGCUCUUCGCUGGCGAUGGGCCCUACCUAGAGGACCCUGACGACCCGCGAGGGGAGGGUGAGGAGGAGCUGGGCGAGGACGAGGAUGACGUGGGCCUGGCCCACGAGGAUGCACUGCUGGGGGACGAGAAGGACGACGAGGACUCGCCCCAGGGGCCCCGCAGCCCCUCUGGGGGGCCUGACAAGGACUUCACCUGGGUCUCCUAGGCCCCCUGGCUGGGGCUGCGCUGGGACAGUGCCUCUCCUCCACCUGUGCGUGCUUAGGGGCUGCACUCGCCUGGCGGGGCCAUGUGACCCCUCGCGGCCCCUCCUCCAGGUCUCCUUUGUUCCGCUCCUGCCCCCAAGACACACACAGAAACCAGCCUUGUGGUCUCAGAAGCAGGUGUGGCCCAGCACAUGGGGGGCUCUGGGACGGAACAUGAGGUUGGUGAGGUGCAGGGUGGGCUUGCGUGAAGGGAGAGCGUGUUCCCACUGUCUGGGAACAGCAGGCGUGUGUGAGCUGAGCAGCAAGGAGGCCCAUGGGGCCGACUUGGCCUCGGGACGCCUGCUGGCCCAGUGGCCAGAUCAGGGUCGGCGCUGCUCGGGUCCAAGAGAUGGGGGGAGUUCUUCGUACUCCCGUGCUGUGCAGGGCUCCAGCCCACCCUGUCCCCCCACGCCCCUCGCAGCAGCCUGCUCACUGCCCGGAGCCGUCUGUCCUCAUGGCUCUGCCGCCCGCUCGCAGAACCCAGGUCCUAUCCAGCGAGGCCCUGGGCUUUGGUGCUCCACACAAAACCGCUGCAGAAGCCCCGCCAGGCCGAGGGCUCCCAGGUGCUAUCUUCUGGUGGAGGCAGCAGCUGGAGACCUUGCUCCCCACUGCAGGCCCCCUCGGGUUCCCUUCAGGGGACCCCACUCUUAGUUCUGUGUGCACUUCCUUGGAGAGCCUGGGCUGGCCCUGUGCCUGGGCUCUGCCCAGCCUGUUGCCCAGGCCACGCCUGCUGUCCCUCCCCACCCUGCACGCUUCCUUUGUUGCUGCUGGCACUGGAGGCCGUGCUCCUGAUUGCGGGUCUUGCUCAGCCUCUGAGUGGGGAAGCGAACUUUCUAAGGAGUCAUGCAGAGGCAGUUACGUGGAAUUGUUGGGUUUGGCAUUAUUUUCCUCACUUGACAAAACACAGAGUUGUCUUUCCUUUGGCUUGUUGUCAAGUCCCCUUGCUGUCGGUCACACACGCUCAUGACCUGUCCUCUCUUUUCCCCUGUGGAGAGCAAAGGCCCACCUCGUGCACUGCCGGCCGCAGGACAGACGCCUGUCUGUCUUCCCUUUUCAGGCUGUGUCCGAUACCCCCUCGUUGCUGAGACCGUCCACCCUCCCAGCCACCUGGCUCCCACAAACCUGCAGCUCAUCCCACUGGAGGACUCACGGUGCCUGGCUGGAGACAGUGUUUUUAUUUUCUUCCAUAGACUCUAAACCAAAUGGCUUUCACACGUUUGCUAUUGUGUCCCAUCUAUUCCUUCUAGGUGGAAAACUCCACAAAACCUUGACGCAGGUUCCAGUGGUGGCGUGGGGCACUAGCCAUCUGGGCUGCUGCUGGGUGGCGGGGGGCCCAGGCUGGCCCGUGCCACUGCACACACAUGGUGCUGCCCUGGAAGUCCUGCCCCAGGGGACCGGGCUCAGCUCUUGUCUUAUUUAUUUCUCAGUAAAAUCAGCCGCUGUUUCUAUGAGUUCCAAGAGAGUGUUCCCAUUGGAGCUGUCACCUGGCUUGCCUGCCCCCCUUCCCUCCGCUGGGGACUCUCUGAGUUCCUGACACUGGUGUCCUUAAAAGAAAGGGCCAAGGUUUUCCCAAACGUGCUGGGGGCAGGAGCCGGGCAGGCGCUGAGCCCUCCACACUGCCAGCUCUUCCUGCCCUGUGGGCCAGGCCCACGCAGGAGCUGGACGUGCUCCCCUUUCCGCCUUUCACCAGGGAGGCCUGGCUGAGCGUCCCCCCCCCCCCCCCCGCUCCCGGGCUCUCAGAACUCUGUACCUCCCCCACUUUCUAACCCCUUUUCUAAACAGACCUACUUUCUUGUAAAAUGGAACCAGACCUUUGUUAUCAACAGGUGUCUCUGGGCUUUGCACCCAUCCCACCUCUCAGGCCGUCCUGCCCACGCCUGGGCCGCCUCUGCCUCUGCACUCAGGACGUCUUGCUCUUUCUGACCUGCUCACUCCUCGCUCUGGACAGCCCUUGCUCACCUUUCUGGGGGUUCACUGUCAGUGCCACAGGGGUGUUUUCUUCCUUAAAACCAAUACUGUACUGGAAGACUGAGGGCCCCCCGAGUUGCCCUGGUGUUCGCUGGGUGGCAGGUUCACAUUCCCGUGUGGUGUCCCCUCUCCGGAGGCAUGGAGGGAAAGGUGCGUCAUGAAGGGUUUUUUUAUGUGACUGAUCUUUUUUUUUUCAAAUCAAUGUUUAAACUAAUAAAUAUUUUUUUACGAAGAGGAAGUGUGUAGCUUACAUUUCACAUUUUGUACUUUUUCAUUUGUGUCCGUCUGUAUCUUGGUGUUUGCAACACCAAAGUGGGAAACAGUCCUGCGGGUGGUGAAUUCUUGGGGUGGGGUUGGGGCCGGGACCCGGACAACUUCUGCACCAAACUCGGAUCCCAACCAGGUUGUACAUUUGGACCCUGGGUUUUGGGAGUCACAACACUGCCAGGACUCAAUAGGGACCUUGGGACCUUGAUUCAAAAGACACAGCUACUGCUUCCAACUUUGCACAUCUUCCUUUAUAUAAAAGAAAACUCUGAGAAAAUGCAAAAACUGGAAUUUUUUGCAAUAUUAUGAAAGAUAAUCUUAUUUUCGCUCAUUCUGUGACAUGUGCAACUCUUAAAAAGCCAUAAUGGUUGUUUUUUUAUUUUUAGACCCUAUGUUGUGUUUCGUAUGCAGCCCUUUUAGAAAUACUUGUAGUGAGGGUGCUGUGUGUGUGCUUUUCUUAAAUAUUUAUUUUUUCAACAUGCUUUCAACCUGUCAAAAAGACAAAGGGCAGUGCUUGAAGAGUGUUGAUUUUUUUCUGGGGAUAAUCUAUAUUAUAUUGACUUUAUAUUAAUUAUUAUAAACCUGUGUUUGUAUUGGAGAUGUGUUUCUUAUCGGGGGGGAGGUUUCGUAAUGGGUCGGUGGAUGUCAGGGCUGUCGCCUGCUUCUCUGUAGCUACAGGACAGGUAAACAACCUUCUCUAGUGGUCUUGCAAUGUCUUUCUUGUCUGCCUGGGCUCCGGGCCUGCCUGCGGGUUUCCUUUCUGUGACGGGAUUAGCUUAGACAUUCUUGCAAAGCGAUCACUUUCAAUAAAUUGGGAAGUUGCUGCUUAAGCAGACGCCUCGUG